GAUGUAUCCAUCUAUUAUUAGUGCAUUUUACUCUUAAAUUAUAUACAUGUAGAUCUAUAUUUUUAGCCUUAUAAAGAUUCGGUAGCCCUAUUUGUUGAAGUUUAAGAUAACAUAACUAAUUUCCUAAACUUGGCACACCCCCCACGAACCCUGUUUACUUAAUGAUUAUAGCGUCCUUGUGUUCCGUCCCUUGUUUGUUAUACAGCAAAUAUUUUUCCAAUACCCGUCCACCAUGGCGAUCGAAGUUAUUCAAAGGGCGAUUUUACAUUUCGAUUGGAACUCCGGUUUGUUAGGAAUACUUUUAUUCUUUCUUAUCUGUGUGUUAUUUUGGAGACGUAGGAAAUCUCAACUUAACUUUCCUCCGGGUCCGCUUGGAUUGCCGUAUAUUGGAAAUCUUUUGGCUUUAGCAGGCGAGGCCCCUCACGAGACUCUGAUGAAGAUAUCUAACAAAUAUGGCAGUGUGUUUGGAUUAAAGUUAGGUGUCUUUCCCGUUGUGGUUUUAAGUGAUUACAAGAGCAUCAAAGAGGCUUUUGUAAAAUCUGGAGAUAAAUUUAGUGACAGACCAAGAAUGGUAAUGUUUGAUGGAAUCAGUAAAGGACGAGGUGUGAUUGGAGCGUAUCACGAAAAGGGACAAAAAGAGCAGCGGCGUUUUGCUCUGUCCGCGCUUCGGAGCUUUGGUAUGGGGAAAAGGAGCUUCGAAGAAAAGAUCACCGAAGAAAUAGAAGUCUUCGUUGAGCACAUCAAGAACAACUUUUCCAGAGUUGCCUUUGAUCCCUCGCACAUCAUCAGUACAUCUGUUUCUAAUGUCACUUGUUCAAUCAUCUUUGGUCGUAGGUUCGACUACCGUGACAAAACAUUCAUGGAAAUGCUGAGGAUAAUGCACCGAAGUAUCGAACUCUCAACCAAUGCCAGUGCCAUGAAUUUCCUGCCUGUUUUGAAAUAUGUACCACAUACUGCUUUUGCAGAGCUCUGGAAAAAUUACCUGACUUUUAAAGAUUUCCAAAUAGGUAUUUUCAAUGAACAUUUAAAGGAAUACGAUCCAGAGAACCCACGAGAUUUUAUCGACAUAUACAGGACACAAAUCUCCAAGGAUAAAAGUGGAGUGACAUCUUUCGACGAGGCUAACAUGGCAUUCGUUACAGCAGAUUUAUUCGUCGCUGGGACAGAGACCACAGCAACUACACUACUCUGGGCACUGCUGUACAUGACACUGUAUCCAGACAUUCAACAGAAGGUACAGGAUGAACUGGAUAAAGUAGUAGGAGCAGGGAGUCACCCAACGAAAGAACAUAUUCAACGGCUUCCGUACACUGAAGCUGUGCUUCUGGAGAUUCAGAGAAUGGGUGCAAUCGUUCCUCUCGGAGUACCCCAUGCUGCAUCACUCGACACAAAAUUUCAUGGAUAUGAUGUAAAGAAAGGUACGAUUAUUAUAGCGAAUAUUUUUGCAGUAUUACGAGAUCCUGACCUUUGGGAAGAUCCGAACGUAUUCGAUCCGAAUCGAUUCCUAGAUGCUAACAAUCAAGUCGUUAGGCGUGAGGAACUGAUUCCGUUUUCGAUUGGUCGACGUGCGUGUCUGGGAGAACAAUUGGCUAAAAUGGAACUGUAUUUAUUCUUUACCAAUCUCAUGAUGCGUUUUAACUUCAGACGACCAGACAACGCACCAGAACCAAACUUGCGCGGCAAGACGGCAGCAACACGAAUACCUCACAGUUUUGAAAUAAAAGCAACAUCAAGGGUUGCAUAGUUACCUGGACCUAUUAACCUGGAAAUAGGGAUUCAGGGAUUCUAAUUAGAGGAGCUCAUUAGAGAUAGACAGGUUCCAAUCCCAAAAAUGAUGAUGCAAUUAUAGCCUAAUAGGCAUUUUUAGGUAGAAGCUCGAAUCCACUUGAUUUAGAAUAUUUUGACCAUGUUGAUUACGAAUCUGGUGGACCCAAAGCAAAAUUCUUCGAUCUAAUGGUCAAAAUGACCGAUUAUAUGCAAAAUUAUCCAUUGUUUGGGGAAAAAAUCUGUGUUUCGGUUACUAUAAAUCAUACAGAGUUCAUUUUGGUCAGUGGUGGCGCCAGAGGGGGGAUGGGGAAGCCCAGCCCCCCCCCCCCCCAUGUCGAGAAGGACGAGUAAAUUUUGUUGGGGAAUAAACAAAUAAAAAAAAAAGAUUUACUUUUAUUAAACUACUGUAUUUGUGUUAACUUUUCAUCACAAUAUAAUAAUAAUAAUAAUAAUAAUAAUAAUA
Molecule: messenger RNA, 2230 nt
Organism: Anneissia japonica
Lineage: Eukaryota; Metazoa; Echinodermata; Crinoidea; Comatulida; Comatulidae
Product: cytochrome P450 2U1-like
Exons: 3
Coding region: 233-1744 (503 amino acids)
Biological process (GO): xenobiotic metabolic process
Cellular component (GO): cytoplasm; intracellular membrane-bounded organelle
Molecular function (GO): heme binding; oxidoreductase activity, acting on paired donors, with incorporation or reduction of molecular oxygen, reduced flavin or flavoprotein as one donor, and incorporation of one atom of oxygen; iron ion binding
Source: RefSeq, a predicted model, not a curated record